AUGAAGAAUAAAGCUCUAAUCCUAGUUAUAAUUUUAGGAUUUGGUAUUGCUUAACAAUAUAAUUACCAUAUUCCAGAUUUCCCUUCAUCUACGCCAGACUAUUCCUGUACUUGGUUAAAUUGCAAUAAAGAGCUACUUUCAUAUUCAGCAAAAUUCCCUUCUACUGAUCCUAAUUUUUUUAAAUAUGCCAACCUUUUGAAUUGCCAUUCCUACAUGGAUAAUACAGUAAGAUAAGCUUGCUUCAAGGCAAUAAAUAAUAGCAAUAUGCCAUAAGAAUUUCAAGAUUUGAAUAGCUGUGAAAUAAAAAAUUGUUACCUCCAUGAUUGGAAUACAUGCAGAUAACAAAAUCAAGCUUGCAAGUAUUGUAGUGACUUUAAAUUUUGUAAGAACUUCGAAGAUAAUACUGACUACUAAAACGCAGAUUCUAUUACAGGGACAUGUGUAACUACAAAAGUAGCUCAAAAUUGCUCUUAAUUUACUGAUAAAAAUGGUUUUGCUUUUGUAGUGUGCUAAUCUUAUCAAUAAAAUCAAUGCAGAAAAUAAUGGAUAAAAGAUAAUUGGGAUUCAUCAUAAUCUUGCUAAUUUUGUGAUAUAGAAAAUUUUACAUCUUACAGCUUUAGAAGUUAUUUAUCUAUUUUAAUUUCAAGCCUCAUCUUAUUUGUUCUUUUUUGA
This is a messenger RNA of Tetrahymena thermophila SB210, 672 nucleotides long. RefSeq lists its product as hypothetical. The transcript has a single exon. NCBI's taxonomy places the organism in Eukaryota, Ciliophora, Oligohymenophorea, Hymenostomatida, Tetrahymenidae. The record is from RefSeq and is a predicted model, not a curated record.